This is a messenger RNA of Galeopterus variegatus (Sunda flying lemur), 1745 nucleotides long. It is a transcript of the gene PCMT1, whose product is annotated as protein-L-isoaspartate (D-aspartate) O-methyltransferase. The transcript has 8 exons. The record is from RefSeq and is a predicted model, not a curated record. Lineage: Eukaryota; Metazoa; Chordata; Mammalia; Dermoptera; Cynocephalidae. Gene Ontology annotation, cellular component: cytoplasm. Gene Ontology annotation, molecular function: protein-L-isoaspartate (D-aspartate) O-methyltransferase activity. The coding region runs from base 45 to 902 and encodes 285 amino acids. Gene Ontology annotation, biological process: protein modification process.
CCCGAGGCCGCGCGGCGUCACAGAGCGCAUGCGUGCCGCGGGGGAUGCCGGGAGCGCGCAGUGGCGGCAGCGGCGGCGACGGCAGUAACAGCGGCGGCUACAGCGGGGACGCGAGUGGGGCUGUGACCGUGUGGGAGGUGGUCUCACUCUUGGGGAAACUGCUGGGCACCGUCGCCGCGCUGAAGGUGGUCUUGUAUUUGCUCCGGGUGUGCUUAGCGAUGGCCUGGAAAUCCGGCGGCGCCAGCCACUCGGAGCUAAUCCACAAUCUCCGCAAAAAUGGAAUCAUCAAGACAGAUAAAGUGUUUGAAGUAAUGCUAGCUACAGAUCGCUCCCACUAUGCAAAAUGUAACCCUUAUAUGGAUUCCCCACAAUCAAUAGGUUUCCAGGCAACAAUCAGCGCUCCCCACAUGCACGCAUAUGCACUAGAACUUCUAUUUGAUCAAUUGCAUGAAGGAGCUAAAGCUCUCGAUGUAGGAUCUGGAAGUGGAAUCCUUACUGCAUGUUUUGCACGUAUGGUUGGAUCUAAUGGAAAAGUGAUAGGAAUUGAUCACAUUAAAGAGCUAGUAGAUGACUCGAUAAAUAAUGUCAGAAAGGACGAUCCAGCACUUCUGUCUUCAGGGAGAGUGCAACUGGUUGUGGGGGAUGGAAGAAUGGGAUAUGCGGAAGAAGCCCCUUACGAUGCUAUUCACGUGGGAGCUGCAGCCCCAGUUGUGCCCCAGGCACUAAUAGACCAGUUAAAGCCUGGUGGAAGAUUGAUAUUGCCAGUUGGUCCUGCAGGUGGAAACCAGAUGUUGGAGCAGUAUGACAAGCUACAAGAUGGCAGUGUCAAAAUGAAGCCUCUGAUGGGGGUGAUAUACGUGCCUUUAACAGAUAAAGAAAAGCAGUGGUCCAGGUGGAAGUGAUUUUAUCUUCUGCUCUUUCUUCUUCCGCACAUGCAAGGGAUGAACUGUAAAAGCAACAUCAGCUUGACCAGUCUAUAAUAUUACAGUGGAUUGCUCAUCUCAGUCCUCAAAGCUUUUUGAAAACCAACACCAUCACAGCUUGUUUGGACUUUGAUACACUAUUAUUUUCAGCAUGAAAAUGUGUGAUUUUGUAGGGUUUCUAAUUCUUCAAGGAGGCACAGAGCCAAAUUGGUAGAGGAAGGAUGCAGAGUAUAAGUUUGUGUUUCAUUACUUUAACAUGCCCACAUUUUACUUUAAAAUAUUAAAAGAAAGGGCUCUGCAAAAUGGAAAACUAAGUUUGCGAAUUGAUUUUGAGGAGUGGUUUUUCUUUUCUUGGACACUUAAUUCUGUUCUGAUAUUAAUUGAUCAGAUUGCUUUUGUGCAUCAGGUAACACCACCAUUCACAUAAGAUUCUUGGUAUUUGAAUGUCUGUUAGAUGCUACUAAGAAAAUAGAGAUGAGCUUUCUUUUUAAAGCUUUUGAUGUGGUGUUAUAGAAUAGCAUGUUGUAGAUACAAUCAGCUGCUUUGUUACCUUAAAACUAAGCAUUUGUAAAUAUUAAAACUUAAGAUGGCAGGGGAUGUCCUAUAAACACUCAGCUGUUCAGAUUGGACAUAACUGACAUAGUUCUUCCUUUUCUCUCUCUCUCUAAAUAUAGGAGACUCGUAGCUCAGUAUUGUUUUUUCUGUUUCUAAUUUGCUGCUGAUAAUGUAUAUGAAUUUAACAUGCUGUGUAAGCUGUGUCCUAGUUACUGAACAGUUUAUGCAGUGCUGCUUUGCCAAAUAAAGUUAAAAGUAAAAGAGUCA